AUGUCGGUGGAGGCCAGCCGCCCCUCACUUGAAGACUCGCUGGACGAGUUUAUCGCUCUUUUAAAGCAAAAGACAGACGAAACUGUCACUGCAGCGAAUGCACUCCCACCAGAUAUUGCAUUCCACCGCUCCCUCGACAGAAAAUUCAGAGCCGACCUCGACAAGACGACAGAACGCGUCCUUAAGCUCACAAAUCGUCUACUAAAACUAGCAGAGACUGUCUCCAUCAAGCCUGCCAAUGCCGGUGCGCGUAAAAAGAAUACCGAGCUCGAUUCGGAUGAAGACGCGCUCGAAGACGAACACGAUGUAGUCGACAAGUUUCAUUCCGUCGUCGUAGAUACCAUGGAUCCACUCCUCGAACACGCUUUGUACAGCUUGGACGUGCAUACUGGUCGCGUCAAAGCACGAGCAGAUGUACCUGUCGUCAAAAAGGAAAAGAGUAAACCCGACACUACUCGUCUACCUGCAAAUGUCCUUCAUGCUAACAACUUGGUCAAGCCUCAAACACGAUUCAUCGAGCCGGUCAACAAUUCCAAUGACCUUGUCUGGCGGCAUACUCUACAACAAAAGUGGCACGCAGCGCAGAUUGGCAGCAGUCGACCUCCGUCUUCGGCACAUCCUUAUUUCAAGGAGAUUACUUCGCUCUCCCAUCCUCCAUCGAUGUUCCUAUCACGUCCGCCUAUUCCUCCGAAAUCUUUCGACGACACGCCAUUCACAUUCGUUGAAUCACUGAACGGUCUUCAUUCGCUCCUCGACCAACUCAAGCAGAGCGAGGAGAUCGCGAUAGACCUUGAGUAUCAUAGCUAUCGAAGUUACUACGGUUUCGUCUGCCUGAUGCAAGUUAGUAAUCGUCAGCAAGACUGGGUCGUCGAUUGCUUGGUGCCAGAGAUUCGAGCGAAUCUUGAAAUCCUCAACGAGGUGUUCACAGACCCAAACAUUGUAAAGGUGCUGCAUGGUGCAGAGUCGGACAUCGUUUGGCUACAAGAAAACUUUCACCUCUACAUCGUCAACCUAUUCGACACCUUUCAUGCAUCCCGCGCCUUGGAACUCCCUCGCCAUUCACUCGCAUUCCUCCUCUCUGCUUAUUGCGAUUUUACUGCCGACAAACGGUAUCAACUAGCCGACUGGCGGAUUCGUCCCCUUCCCGCGGAAAUGCUCCAUUACGCCCGCUCUGACACCCAUUUUCUCCUCUUCAUCUACGACCAACUUCGAGAAGCACUCCUAGAGAAAGGAAAGAAUCCUUCCACACCUCCAGCUGAGGAUGCACCGCCAUUAUCAGAUCCUCAACUUCGUUAUAUCCGGCGCGUAUUGUCCAACUCUGCUCAAACGUCGCUACGCGAAUUUGUAAGAGAACGAUACGAUGCUGUCGAGGGGACAGGUAUGCGCGGGUGGGCGGGGCUCUUGAAAAAGUGGAAUCGGCGGUCGUUACUCGUCCCUGGAGUGGAGCGCAAUAUCUUUUUGGCCGUACACGCUUGGAGAGAUAGAGUCGCUCGAGAAGAAGAUGAGAGUCCAGUGUUCGUUAUAUCCAACCAAUUGCUUCUUUCGUUGAUGGACAAGCCUGUUCCUGUGAAUCUUACUGCGCUGUUUGCGUCGUUCCCGGGUUCUGUCCCUUCUCUUAUUCGUAAGAGGGGUGCAGAGCUUCUCAAGGUUAUGCAAGACGCUGCUGUUGCUCCGAUAGACGCUGCCAAGAUGGAGCCGAUGCUCUUGGAGGAGGAUGCCAUCAUCUUUGAUGCCACGGCAAAUGCCAUUACGACGGAUCUGCCCUCACAUACUCUACUGCCCUCUCAAUCGAUCGUACCGGUUGUUGGACUCUGGGAACCGACGAAACCCCCCAUCAUUGCGAAGCGUUCGACCUUGUUUGGAGGCAAGUUGGGUGAUACGGAUUCUCAAGGAGCUGGAGCAAAGUUGGCAGUUCGGACGAGCACGCUAUUUGGAGCCAGACUGACCUCUGCUCGACUUGCAGAGUCAUCGACAGACGCAAUUCGGAAGUCCAUUCAAGAUAUUCACAACAGCAUCAUGAAUACUUCCAAAAAGGAAGUGGUCGUCCAAACUCAAUCAAUUGUCAAGCAGGCACCACAACCCAAAUCUGACCCCAACCCUCCAAGUCUGGAGGAGCAACCGCAACCCGUACCGCAACCGAUGCUGGCCGAAGUCGAGUUUAUUCCUCGCUCUCAGAGGACAAUUCGUCGACAAGACGAUGACGAUGUUGUGAUCAUUGGUCAGAGGAAGCAGAAACGGAAACGGAAUGCCGAUGAUUCACUCUCAGAUAAAGCGUCUUCGUCCAAGCGCAGCAAACUUACAACGGCUCAAGUGGAAUCCGAUCCAGGGGUGGAUUCGGAGAUUGCCGUUUUCGACUAUGGUGCCGAACCGAAUUUGUUGGACGAGGGUGCAUUGAGAAAGGAGCAAGGCAACGUGUCGUUCAAGAAGGAGCGACGAGAGGCACAGAAAAGGGACGGAGCUAAACUCGACUUCGGCGAGUUUCGACGUGCUCCCAAGAAGACGAACGAGCCGAAGAGUGGGAAUAAGUCGAUUACGUAUCGCUGA
Serendipita indica DSM 11827 is the source of this 2544-nucleotide messenger RNA. The record is from the annotation of a GenBank genome assembly. NCBI's taxonomy places the organism in Eukaryota, Fungi, Basidiomycota, Agaricomycetes, Sebacinales, Serendipitaceae.